GUGAGACAUUCCGAAAAGAGUGGUGAUGCUGUUCCAGUCUCCCUGUCCGGUGCGGUGACCGACGUGGCGCUUGCACCGCAGCCGCGAGGGACGUUUUCCAAACGCCCAAGCCGCAUGCACCCAUCACAUCCCUCCAGCCACCCGAUACCAGAGUGGACAGGAGGUUGCGCAGCACCAGUCGGGCGGGGAGAGAAGCAGGAAGUGAUUUUCGGGACGAGGUACCUUCGGGUGACAUGCGUGCGUCCAUACCUACACGAUUGGCCCUAGAUAUCCCACCACACCUUGAAGCUGCAAGAACCCCCUUCCCCCUCCUUCUCUCAAGUGCUCACCCCAAACUGGUCCCCAGCCCCACACACGAGCGCCUCCCUUGAGGUUCAUUUGAUGUCAUAGCCGUUGAGCCACAGAAAACCCCCGGCUCCAACAAGGCUGAGAACAGCCCAGGGGAGUUCGAGUUCGAUCACGGACCACACCCAGAGACACCCGAGAGAAGGCGCCUGCUUCAUGACUGCCAGAUACCCGAACAUAUUCGUAAUAUGAAUCAUGUAGCAGCCGGCGCAUAUGCUGCAAACGAAAAAGACGGACUGCCUCAGGACCGACUGAUAUCGCAAGGGUAGGCCAGGUACGAGCGUCGGUUUCGAUGGGUGAGGGUGGAGGGUAUAAACCAGUAAUCCGAAGACUGGAUGGUGAACUGCGUCAGCGCGGCCGAUCCGGGUGGCAAGAGAAAGAAAUGGCACACAUACCAAGAAGAGCCUGGAAGAACCUCGUCCAGACCGUGGGCCAUACCACACGGUCAGCCGAAUACUGGUGCUGGACCAGCACAUCGAGUGUAAAGUGCAGCAUUGACAGACAUAAAGCCCAGAGCAUCGUCUCGAGAAUGCGCUCGGCGGUCGGAGACAAGCCUUUCUCCUCAUCCUCUUCGUCGUCCUCUUCGUCAUCCUCGCUGCUGCUGCUCCCAUCAACAGUCCCGGACUCUCCGGUUUUCUUCCUCAGCGCAUUUUGUCGCUUCUCGGCCUCGGCAAAGAGAUUCCUCUCCUGGGCAAUCUCCAGCAGCGUCUUCUCCUUGGGGCCCGAUCGGUCAGGUUGCCUGAGUCUGACCUUGGUGACGGGAUCUUUCCGUUGUCUUGCCAUUGUCGUCGAGGUCCAGGGAGAAGAAAGACGAGAAGCAAAGAACGCGCGAGCGUGUUUCGCGGCGCUAGUACAUAUUAAUUAAAUACAGCAAUCACUUCCCAGAAGCUUGGCUGCAGCUCCACUGGAGCUCUUGUUGCUGCGCCGCCGUAGUGGGGGACCACGAGCGAAUGGAGGGGCAGCUCCCUGUGCACGCAUCAAACCCUUCUGGCCGGUAAAAACAGAGAUGAGUCUUUUCAUAGCCAUAGCUCUCUAUUCUCCAACUUUGAGUACGGCAUACCUACACAAGGCUUCUGUGGUUCCUUUUUACGGGACAGGGCUUGGUAACGACGUGAUGUGAGCUUCAUUAUCCGCAGGUCCACUGAACUUGAUGAGGACCAGGGGAACCUUGCCAAUCGCAAAAGUGGCGCCUGAUGCAUCUUCCACGAAAACAUUGUUUCUCUCGGACCGGUUGUCCCUUGCAGUAACAGCCCAAGAAAUUUCCGACCCGCCUCCUCUUUGAACCGCUUCGCUUUUCGGCCCCUGCUUGACUGUGCGCCCGAUUUCGACAAGACGAACGAUUGGGGACGAUAUCGCCGUCGAGCUGGGGCAAAUCAAGAUGGAGUUGCUCACCAUCUUCGCCGUAUUGGCUGUCGUGCUCCCGUCACUUUACAUAUACACCGCCUCUGUGGUCUCGACGCGGUUUCCAAAGUUGGAGAACAAGAGCAUCUGUCUUCUGAUUGCGCACCCGGACGAUGAGGCCAUGUUCUUUGCCCCCACAGUUCUCGCCCUUACGCGGCCUGAAAUUGGCAAUCAUGUCAAGAUUCUCUGCUUGAGUAGUGGUGAUGCGGAUGGCUUGGGGGAGACCCGAAAGAAAGAGCUGGCCAAAUCUGGUGUGGUCCUCGGCUUGCGGUCCACCAGUGAUGUUUUUGUGGUCGAGAAGCCCGAGUUCCGCGACAGCAUGACCACGACCUGGGAUGCGGGCAAGAUCUCGGACCUCCUUGUUUCUGCCUUUGCGCCUCAAUUGAACAAGUCAAAGGGUGCCUCAUCGCCCCCCACAGCCUCCAUAGAUGUGCUCAUUACCUUUGACGCCGGUGGUGUGUCAAGCCAUCCCAACCAUAUCUCGCUGUAUCAUGGCGCCAAGGAGUUUGUCGGUGCCCUCGUGGCGGGCAAGGGGGGAUGGGCAUCCCCCGUCGAUCUUUAUACUUUGACAACCGUCCCAAUAGCCCGCAAAUACUCUGCUUUUGUCGACGUCCUCCCUACCCUACUGAGCUGGGCAAUUGGUGCCGGCAAGAGGGAUAAAAAGCACCCCGGUGGGCUCGUGUUUCUCAAUGGUUUGGCUGGUCAUGGUAGCUUCACAACGGCGUGGAAAGCCAUGACUACGGCGCACAAGAGUCAGAUGGUGUGGUUCCGUUACGGCUGGAUCACUCUGAGCAGGUACAUGUACAUCAAUGAUCUCCGGCUGGAAAAGAUCAAGAGAAAAUAAGGUGAUGGCUGCCAGUCCCUGGACUAGCCAAGGAAGCACAUACAGCGUAGUUGAACUUGUAAUAAUAUCAUAAUUUCUCUACUACGUGACCCAGAUUUCUCAAGACUGCCACUCUCGGGCAGAAUGUA
This is a messenger RNA of Podospora pseudopauciseta, 2718 nucleotides long. It is a transcript of the gene GPI12, whose product is annotated as N-acetylglucosaminyl-phosphatidylinositol de-N-acetylase. Gene Ontology annotation, biological process: GPI anchor biosynthetic process. NCBI's taxonomy places the organism in Eukaryota, Fungi, Ascomycota, Sordariomycetes, Sordariales, Podosporaceae. Bases 1724 to 2590 code for a protein of 288 amino acids. Gene Ontology annotation, molecular function: N-acetylglucosaminylphosphatidylinositol deacetylase activity. The transcript has 2 exons. The record is from RefSeq and is a predicted model, not a curated record. Gene Ontology annotation, cellular component: endoplasmic reticulum.